GGGCCAGACUGCGGAAGAGGAGGUCCUGGGACUGUGCUCCGCCGCUCUGAACCUGAACUGAUCCUCGGAAUAUCACUUUUUAAGGAAUUAGGAACUAGAAAGUAACAAUUUACGUAUUUAUUUGGAUCUAUCCUAGGUACCCGGCUGAUUAUCUAUGGUCCAACCCCAACCCUUAAAGGACGCUAUCUAUUGUUUUGGUGGCACUUUGAGCUCACUACUUUUCCUCUGACCGAAAACUGAGAGAAUUUCUUCAGGGGAAAGAAAAAAAGUUGUAAAAAUCUUGCAGCAGCGGGCGAACUUUCUGCGAACUGCGCCUGCGUGUUGGAGCGAAAUUGGACGAAGCAGGGGUUCACGGGUCCCUUGUUUAACUUUCGGAUGGUCGAAGUGAGGAAUAUUACGAGUUAAAGUUGGUCUUCGCUGUUGGACACGCUGGGAAUAACCCUGCAGCUGUCUGCGGUACUCACACUACAUCCCCGCUCGGAUGUGCGCACAGCGCAACAAAGGAGCCCCCCAGACCCCAGGAGUGGUUGUUGUUGGAGGAUUUUAACUCUUCUCUUCCUGGACGUUGUAGCGACUGAUCGCUGGGGAACACGGGAUCUUCUCCUGGUUCUCCCUUAGCCCGGAGCAGGACGGAAUGGAUUACUAAACGAACCCACUGGCAGACAAAGAAGGAGACCCCCCCUCCUUGUUGGCUUGACGCGCCGAGUUACGCGUAGCCUCGUUGAGAAUGGAGGGCGAAGGGUUUCGAGUCGUCGCCUUAAAACAACUCUUCUCGACAUGGCAAAGCGUCUGUUUUCGCCCCCCUGCGGAUCCCACUGCGUUUUAAAAACGAGACGCGCUUCCCAGACCCCCCGUCCCGCUCCCCAGGCCCCCGUCCCGCUCCCCAGACCCCCGUCCGUCUCCCGAGACCCCCCGUCCUGCCCACCGUGUUCCCCCCUCACACGACGGGGACAUUUCUAAUCUGGAAAAGGGGGUGUUAUGAUUGCGGAUAUGCUCCGGUUGUUGGUGGUUCUGCUGCUCCUGGGCAGUGGGGCUGCCGUGUCCUACUCCGACUGCAAACCCUACAACGAACGCACCAAAGGCGCAGCGAGACCCCUCGCACCAAACGCCACGGACGACAAGAAGGUGUUUUGCAGCAACAUUGAACUCGAUCAGGUGCUGCCCUUCGAUUCCUUCCCCAACAGGACAGUCACCCUAAUACUGAGCAACAACAAGAUUCAAGAACUGAAGAAUGGAUCGUUCGUGGGUCUGACGAUACUGGAAAGACUAGACCUCCGGAAUAACUUGAUCAGUCGCAUCGAGCCCGGAGCCUUCCUUGGCCUGCCAGCGCUGAAGAGACUGGACCUGUCCAACAACCGCAUCGGCUGUCUGAACGUGGACAUCUUCAAGGGUCUGACGAGCCUGGUCCGACUGAACCUUUCUGGAAACAUCUUCUCCUCUGUCGCUCAGGGGACCUUCGACAGCCUGGUGUCUCUGAAAACCCUGGAGUUCAGCACGCCCUACCUGCUGUGCGACUGCAGCCUGCGCUGGCUGCAGCGCUGGGUGACGGAGCACAGUGUGACCGUUAAGGACACGCGCUGCUCGUACCCGCGUUCCCUCAAGGGCCAGCUCGCCACCGACGUCCAGCCAGAGUCCCUGACCUGCGACGCGCCCCUGGAGCUGCCCUCCUUCCUGCUCACGCCGUCCCAGCGGCAGGUUGUGUUCCAGGGGGACAGCCUGCCGUUCCAGUGCCAGGCCUCCUUCGUGGCCCAGGACAUGCAGGUGCUGUGGUACCAGGACGGCCGCGCCGUGGAGCCCGACGCCGCGCAGGGCAUCGCCAUCGAGAAGAGCAUGGUGCAGAACUGCUCGCUCAUUGCCAGCGCCCUGACCAUCUCCAACAUCCAGCCGGGCUCCACGGGCAACUGGGAGUGCCGCGUGCGCACGAGCCGGGGCAACACCAACCGCACGGUGCACAUCGUGGUGCUGGAGAGCUCCGCCAAGUACUGCAGCCCCGAACGCCAGGUUAACAACAAGGGGGAAUUCAGGUGGCCCCGCACGCUGGCGGGCAUCACGGCGUACCUGCCCUGCGCCAAGAAGCUGUCGGCGGGGGACGCGGGCCCCGGGGAGGCGCAGCGGGCGUGGCGGCGCUGCGACCGCGCGGGGGUCUGGGCCGACGAGGACUACUCCCUCUGCCAGUACCACAAGGACAUCACGCGCUUCCUCAACGUCAUCAACCAGAUGCCGCUGAACGAGACCAACGUGAUGCAGCGAGCCCGUCGGCUGCUCGUCUACACGCAGAACGCCGCCAACUUCUCCGACAAGAUGGACAUCGUGUUCGUGGCCGAGAUGUUCGAGAAGUUCUCCAAGUUCGCCGAGAAGUUCAAAGACCUGGGUGAGGUGAUGGUGAGCAUGGCCAGUAACCUGAUGCUUGCAGACGACAGGGUGCUGUGGUUGGCCCAGCGCGACGCCCGCGCCUGCACGCGGGUGGUCUCCUGCCUGCAGAGGAUCGCAGCCAACCUGGUGGUCAACGCGCAGGCCUUCUCAUUGACGUCCCCCAACAUCGCCCUGGAGGUGCACCCGGUGCGGGCGGGCGAGUGGAGCGGCAUGGCGUGCGUCCUCUUCCAGAAGCCCGGGCUGGAGCAGCUCACCUUCAAGUGCAACGCCACCAACGCCUUCGCCAGCAUCCUGCACAAGAACACGGUACUGGAAGCAUCCCUGCAGCUCCCGUCCUCUCUCCUCCAAUCACCGGCUGCCGCUGCUGUCGCCGGGCAGACUGACGACUCCAUUGCAAACUUCAAGUUCUACCUGUUGGCAUUCCGCAACGGCAAGUUCUUCCCGUCCACGGGGAACUCCACGCUAUUGGCCGACGGCGGGAAGAAGCGGAGCGUGGCCACACCCGUGGUCAUGGCCAAGAUAGACGGCGUCCCCCAGCACGGCCUGCGCUCGCCGGUCAACGUCACGCUGCGCCGCUUCGCCCGCGGCUCGGACGCCACGGCGGCCUUCUGGAACGCCAGCGCGGCGGGGGGCCGGGGGGGCUGGCAGAGCGAGGGCUGCCGGCUGCUGUCCCACCACGACAACUUCACCACCAUCUCCUGCGACGCCCUCGGGAACUACGGCCUGCUCAUGGACCUGAGCAGUGUGGAGCUCUUCUCCCCCAGCAUCCAGCCCCUUCACCCGGUCACCUACGCCACGGGGCUGGUGCUGCUAGUCUGCAUGCUCACCAUCAUCAUCAGCUACGUCCACCACCACAGGUCGGUGCGCGUCAGCCGUAAGUUCUGGCACAUGCUGGUCAACCUCUGCCUCCACAUCUUCCUCACCUGCGGAGUCUUCAUCGGCGGCAUCAACCAGACGCGCUACAUCAGCGUGUGCCAGGCGGUGGGGAUCCUGCUGCACUACUCCACCCUGGCCACCACCCUUUGGGUGGGGGUGACGGCGCGCAACAUCUACAAGCAGGUGACCCGCAAGGCCAAGCGCUACGAAGAGCUGGACGAGCCGCCCCCUCCCCCCCGACCCAUGCUCAGGUUCUACUUAAUUGGCGGAGGGAUACCCAUUAUCGUUUGCGGCAUCACAGCAGCAGCCAACAUCAAAAACUAUGGCAGUCGGAUCAAUGCGCCGUACUGCUGGAUGGCGUGGGAGCCCAGCAUCGGGGCCUUCUACGGCCCGGUGGGCUUCAUCGUGUUCGUGGACUGCAUGUACUUCCUCAGCAUCCUGCUGCAGCUCCACCGCCACCCGGAGCGCCGCUACGAGCUCCGGGAGCUGGGCGAGGACGAGGAGGAGGAGGAGCGUCUGGGCUCCGGCGGCGGCGGUGGCGGCGACCGGCACGCCAGCGGCGGCGCCCAGCUCCGCCUCCCCCUCGCCGUCCGCCUCCCGGCGUCGGACGGCCCCCGCGGGAUGGCGAUGGCGAUGGGCGGGGCCUCGGCGUCCGCCCAGCCCUUCCCCGUGGCGGUCUCCGCCCUGGAGAACGAGCACACCUUCCCGGCCCAGCUGGCGGGCGCGGCGGGCGCGCUGGCGCUGUACGGCGCCCUGUGGGUGUUCGCCGCCAUGUCGGUGUCCCAGGAGUACCCGGUGGACCUGGCCUUCACCUGCCUGUUUGGCGUCACGGCGCUGGCGCUGGCGGCCUUCAUGACGGCGCACCACUGCAUCAACCGGCUGGACAUGCGGCGCUACUGGGCGCAGGCCUGCUGCUCGGGGCGCCGGGCGUACUCGGCCCGCCGGGAGGACGCGCUGCUGCCCGCGCCGGGCACGGCGGCGGCGGCGGCGGCGGCAAGCUCCACGGCCGGGUCGCUGCGGCGCGGGACCAGCGGCGAGCCGUCCCGCUGCGGGCAGAGCAGCGGCGCCGACUCGUCCUGCACCAACCGCAGCGCGGCGGCGACGGCGGUCGGCGCGCGGCCCACGCCGCAGGGCAGCAAGCUGACCAACCUGCACGCCGAGGCGGCCCAGCUGGGGAAGCCCGCCGGGGGGACGGCCGUGGCGGGGGCGUCGGCUCCGUCUGCUCCGUCGCCCGCCCUCCUCCUCCUGGACAACAGCCUGACGGAGCACUCGCUGGACAACGACAUCAAGAUGCACGUCGCGCCCGUGGAGGCGCAGUUCCGCCCCAACCCGCCGCUCGUCGGGGGGGUCGUCGCCAUGGGCAACGGGCACGCGGGGGCGGGGGCGGCGGCGGCGCGGCACCACAAGAACCGCGCGCGGGCCCACCGCGCCAGCCGGCUCACGGUGCUGCGGGAGUACGCCUACGACGUGCCGACCAGCGUGGAGGGCAGCGUGCAGAGCGCCGCCCGCAGCCGCAGCCACCACCACCACUACGACGUGGCGGCCAGGAACAGCCGCAGGGCCGCCUACAUGGCGUACCGCGAGCGCCACCAGAGCCAGCUGCAGCCCGACAGCAGCGACAGCGCCAGCCUGCCGCGCCGCGGGCGCCCCACGGACAAGGCGGCGCCGGGGGCUUCGCCGCCGCUGGCGAACGGUGUCGUCGUCAUCGUCGGAGGAGGUGGUUUGGGAUGCGGUGGGGAGGGAGGCGAUGGUGCCGGUGAGGGCGGGAAGGCGGGGGUGUCGAUGUCGCCGGGGGGCGGGGCGGGAAGCCCGCCGGCGCCGGAGAGCGAACAGCAGACGGCGACGGCGACCCCGGACGCCACCGACCCCGCCGCCGCCGCCGGCUCGGGUUCGAGUAAAGACGCAGGCGGGCUGGCCACGCCCACCCGGUCGGACCUGGAGGGCCAGCCCAAGUGGUACGGGCUGAACCUGGUGACGGGGCAGAACGGGACGAGGAGGGAGCAGGUGGCGCUGCUGCUGAACACGGACAGCACGCCGGGCAUCAAGACGGGCUUAUGGAAACACGAAACUACCGUGUAGCGGGGGGUUUCCACGCCGACAGACUGCACCAAGAGCUCCUCCUCUCAACUGUGAAGUUUAUAGUUUUUUCUUUUGUAGAGAUUUCCAGAUUGUAUAGUUUUGUUUUUGUUAUGGAAAAAAAGAAAAUAAUUAUUGGACACCAAGUGAUAUCCUUUUUCAGAUCGUUGCCGAGUCGAUGAAUAACCAUUUUUUUUGUAAAGGGUCUAUUUUUAUAUAAUUAAUCCCAAGAGUUACACGGUUUUUGAGUUGUGUCGAACAAAAGAACUGCGCGGUGUAAAUGCUGUGGCAGCCCUGUAAAUAUCCACCUUUGGGCAUACCUUUUAUGUUUUUGUUGUAGUUCUGCCGUAAAAUAAACCCAAAGUUCCAUGUGAA
Messenger RNA from Gadus morhua (Atlantic cod), 5700 nucleotides. It is a transcript of the gene adgra3, whose product is annotated as adhesion G protein-coupled receptor A3. Gene Ontology annotation, cellular component: plasma membrane; external side of plasma membrane. Gene Ontology annotation, biological process: G protein-coupled receptor signaling pathway; cell surface receptor signaling pathway. The transcript is spliced from 19 exons. Bases 979 to 5328 code for a protein of 1449 amino acids. The record is from RefSeq and is a predicted model, not a curated record. Gene Ontology annotation, molecular function: G protein-coupled receptor activity; protein binding. Lineage: Eukaryota; Metazoa; Chordata; Actinopteri; Gadiformes; Gadidae.